This is a messenger RNA of Phacochoerus africanus (Common warthog), 2477 nucleotides long. It is a transcript of the gene TMEM210, whose product is annotated as transmembrane protein 210. NCBI's taxonomy places the organism in Eukaryota, Metazoa, Chordata, Mammalia, Artiodactyla, Suidae. The coding region runs from base 1952 to 2428 and encodes 158 amino acids. The record is from RefSeq and is a predicted model, not a curated record. The transcript is spliced from 4 exons.
GGGCCAGGGAUCCGGCCUGAGCUCAGUGACAGUGCUGAAUCCUUAAGUGCUGGGCCACCGGGGAACCCUGCACCCCUCUGGCCCCAGACAGGAGCCCUCAGGUCACCCUCGCUCUGUCUGUCCUGUGGGUCCAGCUCCCCACGGCUGCUGCUGGGGCCUGUGGGCGCUGUCAGAACAUGUGGGAUGUGUGGUGGCCGGGAGUCCCCAGUUAAGCCAAGGCACGAGGAGCUGCCUGGGACUUGCUUAGGGUCAGGUGGCUUACAGUGACAUGUGCUUUCAGCAAGGCCAAUUCCUGGAGUUCCCUGGUGGCUCAGCGCUUAAGGACGGGGAGUUGUCACUGCUGUGGCUCACCCGGCCUGGGAAUGAGCAGGUCGUGGGUGCAGCCAGAAAGAAAAAAGAGGCCAGUUCCUGCCCCAGCCCCACUACAGGGUCAGGAGCCAGCCGGGGGCCCAGUGAAUCCAGCUGUCCGCGGACUGCCGCACAGGCCUGUCGUCUCCAAGGCCAGUACCGGGUGCCAGCGUUGUCCUUGUGCUAAGGCUCCAGGAGGCAGGGAAGGCAUUGGCUCUGCCAGGCCUGGGGCCUUCAGAGUUGUGCUGAGCAGUGCAGCCUCCAUGGCCCCGAUCUUGCUUUGUCAGGCUGGAGCCGCUCUAGCCUGGUGUCCCUGUCCCCGCAGGUAACAGUGGCCCUUUGGGACGAGCGUCUCCUCUGUCCUGCCCACUGCAUUCCCAGGCCUGACACCAGCUUCAGGCAGGCUGGGCCACAGCCCCCCCGCCCUCCUCUUUGGCCUGUUCUGCACGGGGGCCCUAACGUGGGUCCCGUUUCUGGGGCUUUGCCUUCUUAGCCAGAGGAUUCUGUUUGCCACAGAGGAAGAAGGGACGAGAUGCUCGGCUUUAGCGCCGUGGGGACAGACAGGCCAAGCGCCCCCCCACCUGGGCUCCACCGGGCCCACCCCGCUGGGGCAGGCUGUGCUCUUGGUCACAAGGGGGGCUUCUUGCCUGGUACUGGGCUGGCCUUGCCUUUGCCUCCCCAGCCAGGAGGCAGACCCGCUGGACUGGCCUGGCAGGAUGGUAGUGCCAGCUGCCAGGCACGGACACACCUGCUCUGCGUCCCUUCGGACUUGUUUGUGGACAAGUGUGGUAAAACCCAGUGUCUCAGGUCACACAUCACCCAACAGGUGCAGAGGUGUGCCAGGAGCUGCCACCAGGAGGGGGCACCUGUGUGAGGGUCGGGGAGGUCCCCAGUGACCGGGGGUUGGCUGUAACCCAGUGGUGCCCUCCGCCCUGCCCCCCGUUCCCUGUAGGGUCAGCCGUGGUGCUGGUAUUUCCUCCUGCUGCCUGCGUUUGCUUGGCAGAGCCUUAGGGGAGGAGGGCGGGGAGCCAGCCUCCUGUGGGCAGUGCUCGCCUGUUCUGCGGGAAGCUGCGUGGGGAACAGACCUCAGAGGGGGCAGUGGGGUCUGGCUGUAAUGACACAUUUUAGCCAGAGCCUCCGGUGCUGUCUGCGUCCGUUUCUGAGCUGCCUGUUCUAGAGGGUGCCUGGGAACAGUGCUUGGCCAUUGUGGGGGCAGGCCCACCCCCAGCCUCCCUAGGCCCCUGCUUGUCCCAGUCUUGGGGGGAGGAUGGUGACCCACAGCGGUCCUUAUCCUGACCUGGGUUGACCACCGUGGACCCGCUGGGUUUCCAGACCACUGCCCCCGCAGCCCCGGGGCCCAGCUGCAGGCCCUGCCCCCUUCACUGUGAAGGGCUGUCCCUCCAAGACCAGGGCAGCCCUGUCAGCCUCUGCCUUGGACCCGGCCAGGCACACCUGGAUGACUCCCAGGCCCCUGCCCCCUGAGCCGGGGCCGCCCGCCCAGGGCGCCUCGAAUCCCAGCACCCAGCACCCAAGGGCAGUGCAGCACACGGGCCCUGCCCCCGCCCCCGGCCUCACAGCCCCACUGUGAGGUCAGCACCUUCCGAUGAGUUCCGUCCAGAGGUGUGCCGCGGGGCGGGGGCUGGACAUGGCCCCCUGUCCCCAGCCUGACUCCUGCCUGCUUGGCAGCCCGCUUGGCCUGCUGUGUUUGUCCCUUUUGUCCAUCCCUGCUGCAGCUGGAACCUACUGCGAGUGCAGCCUUGGCCUCAGCCGCGAGGCCCUCAUUGCCCUGCUGGUGGUGCUGGCGGGUGUCAGCGCCAGCUGCUUCUGCGCCCUCGUCAUUGUGGCGAUUGGCGUCAUUCGAGCCAAGGGUGAAACAUGCCCUGGACACAUGGACAGCAGGUUGGUGGGGCACUUUGGGGUUCAGGAGGAUCGCAUGGACCUGCACACGGUGCACGUGGAGUCCCACCUCAUGGACCCCGACCUGGACGCCUCCAUGAUGCCUCCCCUGGAAGAUCAAGGCCUCACAGCUAUCACCAUGGACUCCGGGAACCUGGAGGAGCCGCCCGCCCCCACCACCUGAGUAGGGCUUGGGGCAGCUCAGGGAGGGGAAAUAAAUAGUAUUUAGUGCU